UUUCCAUGACUCCCCACGACUUUUUGAACUCCUCCAUUUUCAUCAACAACAACACUUUGAGAAAAACCAGAACAACAAGUUGAAGAAGAAGAAGAAGGUGAAUUUUGGAAGGAAUGCAACAAUGUCUAUGGCUUACAGAAACGGAACACUACCUAAAGGAGCUUUAAAGGUAGAUAGACCUCUUUCUAUGAAUUCAAGUACAAAAUCUUCUGCUUCUUUCAAAUCAAAAACCGUCGGUCAUACUCCGGUUACCGGUCCUCGCCGUAAAAGCACUGGCUCCGUUGGUAAUUCUGCUGCUAACACUAAGGAUAGUACUUCUGUUUCAGGACGUGUUAGAGUUGCAGUAAGACUUCGUCCUCGAAAUGCAGAGGAGAUGGUGUCUGAUGCUGAUUUUGCUGAUUGUGUGGAGUUGCAGCCUGAGCUCAAAAGGCUUAAACUUCGAAGGAAUAACUGGGAUUCAGACACCUAUGAAUUCGAUGAAGUGCUUACAGAAUUUGCUUCACAAAAGCGUGUUUACGAAGUAGUGGCCAAACCUGUGGUUGAGAGUGUUCUGGAUGGUUAUAAUGGAACAGUCAUGGCAUACGGGCAGACUGGGACAGGAAAAACCUACACUCUUGGACGACUCGGUGAAGAGGACACUGCUGAUCGAGGGAUUAUGGUUCGUGCAAUGGAGGAUAUUCUUUCCGAAAUAACACCAGAGAAAGAUUCUAUCUCUGUAUCUUAUUUUCAGCUUUAUAUGGAGAGUAUUCAGGAUCUCCUAGACCCAGUGAACGACAACAUAUCAAUUGUUGAAGAUCCCAAAACUGGAGAUGUUUCAUUACCUGGGGCUACUACAGUGGAUAUCAGAGACCAGAAGAGUUUCCUUGAACUCCUUCGCGUGGGUGAAGCUCAUCGUUUUGCUGCUAACACUAAAUUAAACACAGAAUCUUCACGAAGCCAUGCUAUGCUGAUGGUACAUGUUGAAAGGUCUGUCAAGGGAAGAGAUUCUGUUAUUUCAUCUGAAAACGGGACUACUUCUCACACAGCGAAAGCAUUCAAGCCACCUGUUGUGAGGAAAAGCAAACUAGUUGUUGUGGAUCUUGCUGGUUCAGAGCGCAUCGACAAAUCAGGAAGUGAAGCACAUACGCUGGAGGAAGCUAAGUCCAUUAAUCUCUCCUUGAGUGCAUUAGGAAAAUGUAUCAAUGCGUUAGCAGAGAAUAGUGCUCAUGUUCCAGUUCGUGACUCAAAGCUCACAAGGUUGCUUCGAGAUUCAUUUGGAGGUACAGCAAGAACUUCAUUGGUUAUCACGAUAGGUCCAUCUCCGCGUCAUCGAGGAGAGACGGCAAGCACCAUAAUGUUUGGACAGAGGGCUAUGAAGGUGGAGAAUAUGUUGAAGAUUAAGGAAGAGUUUGACUACAAAAGUUUGUCCAGAAGGCUUGAAAUGCAGCUAGACAAACAAAUUGCAGAACAUGAAAGGCAGCAGAAAGGAUUUAAGGAUGAUAUUGAGAGGAUUGCCCAAGAAGCUCAGGUUCGAAUUACUGAAGCUGAAAAAGGUUAUGCAGAAGCACUGGAGAGGGAAAGGUUGCAGUACCAGAAUGAUUAUAUGGAUGCAAUAAGAAAGCUAGAGGAGCAAUGGGCAGCAAAUAAACAAAAGCAUGAAAAUGAAAAGGCCAAGUCAUCAGUGCUCUCUGCUUCUAUGGAAGUUGCCGAGCUUAAAAAGUUGUUUGAAAAAGAAACUAUUUCAAGGAAAGCUGCAGAAGAGGAAAUUGACAAUCUUAAAAAUCAACUAGCACAAUGGAAAAGGUCAGAGGCUGCUGGAAAUUCUGAGAUUUUAAAGCUGCGGAAAAUGCUAGAAGAUGAAAAAUGUCAGAAAGCAAAGCUUGAAGAAGAAAUUGCAGUACUACAAAGUCAGCUGUUGCAAUUAAGUUUUGAAGCUGAUGAGACUAGGAGGAAUCUUGAUAGAGGAGAGACUGAAAAGCUGCCAGGUACUCUAGAUUCUCCAAUUCCUCCAUUUAUGCAUCAGCACCUAGGAGAUUCAGGAGUUGGAGAGAAGGCCUCAAUGGCAAAACUGUUUGAACAAGUGGGCCUCCAAAAGAUAUUGUCAUUACUUGAAUCAGAAGAUGCCGAUGUGCAGAUUCAUGCUGUGAAAGUUGUAGCGAACCUGGCGGCCGAAGAGGCAAACCAGGAGAGAAUUGUAAAAGCUGGCGGUCUUAAAUCUCUGUUAACUCUUCUUAGAAGCUCCAAUGAUGAGACGAUUCACAGAGUUGCGGCUGGUGCAAUUGCAAAUCUUGCUAUGAACGAGACAAAUCAGGAGCUCAUCAUGUCUCAAGGAGGCAUUAGUUUGUUAUCAGUCACAGCAGCCAAAGCCGAAGAUCCUCAAACCCUUCGCAUGGUUGCCGGGGCCAUUGCUAACCUCUGUGGAAAUGAAAAGUUACAACCAAAGCUACGAGGGGAAGGUGGAGUUAAGGCGCUACAAGGGAUGGUCAGAUCCCGACAUCCUGAUGUUCUGGCUCAAGUUGCUCGUGGAAUUGCCAAUUUUGCAAAAUGUGAAUCAAGAGCAUACACUCAAGGAAGCAAGACAGGAAAGUCUCUCCUUAUUGAAGAUGGAACCCUUCCAUGGAUUGUACAGAAUGCUAAUAAUGAGGCGUCUCCAAUAAGGCGUCAUAUUGAGCUGGCACUAUGCCAUUUAGCACAACAUGAAGUAAAUGCAAAGGAUAUGAUCAAGGGAGGUGCCUUGUGGGAGCUUGUUCGUAUAUCCAGAGAUUGUUCACGAGAUGACAUAAGGACUCUUGCAUAUCGCACUCUAACCUCCAGCCCAAGUUUCCAGGCAGAGUUGAAACGCCUGAGGAUAGAUUAUGGGCGAAGUUCAGAGGCUCCGGAGCUCAAUUGGUCGAUGCCGCCCGUCAAACACGGCCGCGUAUUUGUGGUAGUGUUUGUCCUAGCUCUCCAUUUGGCAAAAGACUUGUAUGCAUUGCUCAAAAAACCGUUUAGUCACUGAAUGCUUUUGGGAAGGGAUGAGCAGGAGAGUGGAGGAGAUAGUGACAUUUGAAUGCAAAAUGAAAUUACAGUAUCUAUCUACGGAUAAAUGUUGCAGCUAAACGAGACUAACCUUAUUUAGCAACAAAUUAUCAAAAAUUUAUGUUAGUUAUGAUCUAGAUUAGCAAUGGAAUUUAUAGCUAAUUUCAAUUUCUUUUGUAGGUGUGAAGUGAGUCAAUUUCUUAGGGUUAAUGACUCAUUUUGACUAAAAAAGGAAGGUGUUGAGUGAAAGUCAAUAUCUUUUGGGUUCGGGACUCAUUUUGACUUUAGAGAAAAGGACAUAACAACUGCAUGAAAGUCAUUGCGUCUUGGCACAUCUAUUUUCUUGUAGUCAAUUGAUUGAGAAACAAUAUCCACAAGCAUUAUGGAGAAGACAAGUUGAUCAACUUGCCUCUUCAACACUUGAAAAAAAAAAGUGAAUGCUAUCUUAUGAUGCAAAUUACCUUUGGACUUUAUUUGCAUCUUGAACAGCUAGCUGGUACAGCUCAUUCAUAAACCUUACUUGAUACAACACAGAACUAUUUUUAUUUUUUUUAACACGUUGACUUUUAAUUGGUAGGGACAUUAUCAAAAUAUUUCAGUAGGUCCAUUAUUCCCUUCUAUUA
Messenger RNA from Solanum pennellii, 3620 nucleotides. Its product is annotated as kinesin-like protein KIN-UB. Gene Ontology annotation, biological process: microtubule-based movement. Gene Ontology annotation, molecular function: ATP binding; microtubule binding; microtubule motor activity. The record is from RefSeq and is a predicted model, not a curated record. Lineage: Eukaryota; Viridiplantae; Streptophyta; Magnoliopsida; Solanales; Solanaceae. The transcript is spliced from 21 exons. The coding region runs from base 122 to 2977 and encodes 951 amino acids.